GGCAUCGGUGCUGCCAUCGCAAGGAGCCAGCACCAGCGUCGGCCCUGCCGCUGUGGGCUGAUCUCUCUCGCAAAAGGAAUCGCAGCUGAGCCUGAGCAGCAAAAUUCAGAAUCUGCCCUGCGCUCUCGCUGUGCAGACAGACCAAAAUGACUGUGAGAUCCAUGUGGUGUCACUUUGUUUUGCUAUUACAUCUUUCCACCACCAUAUCCCUGGGGGCAGCUGAAAUUUCCUGCAGAAAUGAAGAUGGAAACCCUAUUGAUUGGUUUGUUCUUUACAAGUUACCAAAAUUUACAGAAGAAGAGAGUGCUGGGCUGGGCCUGGAGUACAUGUACCUGGAUUCCCUGACUCACGCGUGGCGACUCAGUAAAUAUCUCAUCAAUAUGACACAAGGUGGCCUAGGGCAAACACUAAAACAGCUUUAUGAAACUUAUGAAUCCAAGAACAACAGCGUUGCCUAUGCAAUAUAUAAUGAUGAGGUCCCUCAUUCUAAGGCCUUCAACUGGAAAAAAGGCCAUACCAAAGGAUUUCUGCUCUUGGACAAGUCACAAGGCUUUUGGGUAAUUCACAGUGUGCCUCUGUUCCCUCCCUUUCUUGAGGAUGGUUAUGGUUAUCCAGCUACUGGGAAAGAAUAUGGACAGACAGCCAUCUGUGUAACCUUCAAGUAUGACCAGUUUACAGAAAUAGACCAACAGUUGUUGAGUUAUAAUCCAAGCAUCUACAACUGUUUCAUCCCUGACAUCUUCCAAGAUCACCUCCCAAAUCUGCAAAAGCUCUGUGCAAGGUCCAGGUUGCCGCCAGUCCCCCCGCGUCACCUCUCCAAACUCCAGUCAGCUCAUGGGGAAACRUUUCUUCACUUUGCCAAGUCACACUUGUUUGUGGAUGAUAUCUACGUGGCAUGGGUUGCUCAAGAACUGAAAACACAUUUGCUGGUUGAAUCCUGGCAGCAUUCCGGGCACAGCCUUCCCUCAAACUGCUCUCUCCAGUACCAUGUCUACAACAUACACACAAUAGAGACACCACUGAAAUCAACUUUUAAUUCCAUUAAUGAUCAUUCCAAGUGGUGUGUUUCAAAGAGCCCUGAAGAUCAGUGGACCUGCAUCGGAGACCUUAACCGUGCUGCUGAACAAGCCUGGAGAAGUGGUGGGUUCAUUUGUACACAGAACCAGAACAUUUACAAAGCUUUUAGAAACUUGGUAAUGCGCUAUGAAAGUUGUAAUGAUUCUUCCACAUUGAGAUGAAUGAACCAUCCCUCCCAAGCAGCAUAGCCGUUCAGUACACAGAAAAGGUGGAAAACAUCUGCUUUAACCUAAGUUUUCAUCUGGAAAAUGGCCCAGUGAGUUGUCAGAUGGAUUAGACCUUUGCCUGCUUAGUCACAAAAGCAAAUGUUUUACAGGUAAAAUACUGUUUCUCCAUCAUUGCCAUAUCAGUGAGCACCGCCUAAGCUCUGAGCUCUGCUCUGCUCCUUCCUUGUCUCCUCUCGCCAUCAAUAAGAGACCCUGCUGCCCAGGCGUGGGUGUCAUUGACACUGUGACAAAGGUUUGAAUGUUGGGCACAGAYGUCCUCAAGUGGAACUUGCUAAAUAAUGUUGGAUGUGGAAUGGCAUGAAGAACAAAAAUCUCUCUCAUUAGGUAGGUUGUUUGGGGCGUGCAGUUAAUAGGAGAAAAAUACCCUCAAACGCCUUCAAAAUCACUACAUGGCCCAGAUGCUGCUGAGAUCCGUGAUUGCAUUUCUGCUGAGUUUGGGGGAAAAAAGAAAKGAGCUUUAAAUCUUGUGU
Molecule: messenger RNA, 1774 nt
Organism: Nothoprocta perdicaria
Lineage: Eukaryota; Metazoa; Chordata; Aves; Tinamiformes; Tinamidae
Gene: DNASE2B
Product: deoxyribonuclease 2 beta
Exons: 8
Coding region: 147-1238 (363 amino acids)
Biological process (GO): apoptotic DNA fragmentation
Molecular function (GO): deoxyribonuclease II activity
Source: RefSeq, a predicted model, not a curated record